GGGAGCAGUCGAGUGGCAGCAGCCCGAGCCGGAGCCGGGAGCCGGAGCGGGGCCGGGGCCGGGGCCGGGACCGGGGCGGCCGGGGGAGCGAUCGGUCCGAAGCGAGCGCGGGAGCCGGGAAAGACACAAGACAGCUCCGGAGCCGCCGGGACGAUGAAGCAAGCAGCCACGAAACUGCGGGGACCCCGGGCACCCCUGGUCGCUCUCUCCUUCUUCCUGGGCUACACGCUGGCUGCAGCGCGGGGCAAAGAAGUGGUACUGUUGGAUUUUGCUGCGGCUAAAGGCGAAUUGGGCUGGCUGACGCACCCUUACAACAAAGGUUGGGACCUGAUGCAGAACAUCAUGGACGACCAGCCCAUCUACAUGUACUCUGUGUGCAAUGUCGUGUCGGGUGACCAAGACAACUGGCUGCGCACCAACUGGAUCUACCGCAGCGAGGCCGAGAAGGUCUUCAUUGAGCUCAAGUUCACCGUGCGAGACUGUAACAGCUUCCCGGGGGGAGCCAGCUCCUGCAAGGAGACCUUCAACCUGUACUACGCCGAGUCCGACGUGGAUUACGGCACCAACUUCCAGAAGCGCCAGUUCAAGAAGAUCGACACCAUCGCCCCCGACGAGAUCACGGUCAGCAGCGACUUUGAGACCCGCAACGUGAAGCUCAACGUGGAGGAGCGCUCGGUGGGGCCCCUGACGCAGAAGGGCUUCUACCUGGCCUUCCAGGACAUCGGGGCCUGCGUGGCCCUCCUCUCCGUGCGCAUCUACUACAAGAAGUGCCCCGAGAUGCUGCAGAACCUGGCCCGCUUCCCGGAGACCAUCGCCGGCUCCGAUUCGGCCAACCUCGCCAAGGUCGGGGGCGCCUGCGUGGAGCACGCGGCGGUGGCGCCGGGCGGCGAGGAGCCCACGAUGCACUGCAACGUCGACGGGGAGUGGCUGGUGCCCAUCGGGCAGUGCAUGUGCGAGGCGGGCUAUGAGAAGGUGGACGAAUCCUGCCAGGCCUGUUCUCCUGGCUCCUUCAAGCCCGAUGCUUCAGACAGCUCCUGCAGCCAGUGCCCCCUGCACACCCUGCCUUCCCCCGAGGGCGCCACAGUCUGUGAGUGUGAAGAGGGCUUUUUCCGAGCAGCAGAGGACCCUCCAUCCAGCCCCUGUACCCGUCCUCCCUCUGCCCCUCACCACCUCACCGUGAUUGGCUUGGGGGCCAAGGUGGAACUUCGUUGGAAGCCCCCCCAGGACACCGGGGGUCGGGAGGACAUCACCUACAGUGUCACAUGUGAGCAGUGCUGGCCCGAGACCGGGGAGUGCCAGCCCUGUGAGCCCACCGUGCGCUACUCCCAGCCCCCCCACGGGCUCUCCGGCAACAGCCUGGUGGUCAGUGACCUGGAGCCCCACAUUAACUACACCUUCGCUGUGGAGGCCCGCAAUGGCGUCUCGGGCCUCGUGACCAGCCGGAGCUUCCGGACAGCCAGCGUCAGCAUCAACCAGACAGAGCCCCCCAAGGUGAAGCUGGAGAGCCGGACCACAACCUCCCUCAGCGUGUCCUGGAGCAUCCCUCUGAGGCAGCAGAGCCGGGUCUGGAAGUAUGAGGUCACCUACCAUAAGAAGAAAGACACCAACAGCUACAACGUCCGCCGGACGGAGGACUUCUCUAUAACCCUGGAUGACCUGGCGCCGGGGACCACCUACCUGGUCCAGGUCCAGGCCCUGACCCAGGAGGGCCAGGGGGCAGGCAGCCGAGUCCACGAGUUCCAGACCCUCUCUACUGAAAGUUCGAGCAACAUGGCGGUGAUCGGGGGAGUACUGGGCGGCUUAAUCUUGCUCCUGGCUUUGGCCCUGGCUGGACUUUUCAUUCACCGAAGGAGGAGGAACCUGAGAGCCCGACAGUCAUCCGAGGAUGUGUACUUCUCCAAAUCAGAACAACUGAAGCCCCUGAAAACCUAUGUGGACCCCCACACCUACGAGGACCCCAACCAGGCCGUGCUGAAAUUCACCACAGAGAUCCACCCCUCCUGCGUCACUCGGCAGAAAGUCAUUGGUGCAGGCGAAUUUGGGGAGGUUUUUAAAGGGUCGCUGAAGGCUUCAGGGAAGAAGGAAGUACCUGUGGCCAUCAAGACCCUCAAGGCGGGUUACACAGAGAAGCAGCGUGUGGACUUCCUGAGCGAAGCCAGCAUCAUGGGCCAGUUUAACCAUCACAACAUCAUCCAUCUGGAGGGGGUGGUCUCCAAAUAUAAGCCCAUGAUGAUCAUAACAGAAUACAUGGAGAAUGGCGCGCUGGACAAAUUCCUGCGGGAGAAGGACGGCGAGUUCUGUGUGAUCCAGCUGGUGGGCAUGCUACGGGGCAUCGCGUCGGGCAUGAAGUACCUCGCCAGCAUGAACUACGUGCACCGCGACCUGGCCGCCCGCAACAUCCUCGUCAACAGCCAGCUGGUGUGCAAGGUGUCCGACUUCGGGCUCUCCCGGGUCCUGGAGGACGACCCCGAAGCCACCUACACGACCAGCGGAGGGAAGAUCCCCAUCCGAUGGACAGCCCCGGAGGCCAUCUCCUACCGCAAGUUCACCUCCGCCAGCGACGUGUGGAGCUACGGUAUUGUCAUGUGGGAGGUGAUGAGCUAUGGAGAGAGACCCUACUGGGAGCUGUCCAACCAUGAGGUCAUGAAGGCCAUCAAUGAGGGCUUCAGGCUGCCGGCUCCCAUGGACUGCCCCUCGGCCAUCUACCAGCUAAUGAUGCAGUGCUGGCUGCAGGAGCGGGCACGGAGGCCCAAGUUCCCGGACAUCGUCAGCAUUCUGGACAAGCUCAUCCGGGCCCCUGAGUCUCUCAAGACCCUGGCGGACUUUGACCCCAGGGUCUCCAUCCGGUUGCCCAGCACCAGUGGCUCCGAGGGCAUUCCCUUCCGCACCGUGUCUGAGUGGCUCGAGUCCAUCAAGAUGCACCAGUACACAGAGCACUUCAUGUCGUCGGGCUACAACGCCAUCGAGAAGGUGGUGCAGAUGACCAACGAGUCCCUCCUCCUGCCUCUGUCCCUCCCUCUCCUCCCGACUUCUGCCUCCCUUCCACAGCUCCCCGAAUCCCCAUCUUGCUCUCCAGUUCCCUCUUCUCCUUCUCUUCCAAACCUUCCUUCCCUCCUUCCCUCCCUCCAGUCCCUAACUCUCCCUCUCUCCCUCCCUCCCGCACAGCGACAUCAAGAGGAUCGGGGUCCGCCUGCCUGGCCACCAGAAGCGAAUCGCCUACAGCCUCCUGGGUCUUAAGGAGCAGGUGAACGCCGUGGGGAUCCCCAUCUGAGCAGAGCCGCCCGUUGUGGGACAGGAGGAUGGGGCCAGACCGAGAAGAAUGAUGUUCUGCUCCCUUCUCUCCUCCACAGCUGAUGGGACAAAUGGGAAAUACUUGAAGAAACUCAGAAUUAAAACAAACCAUGGCCUCCUCCCUCCUGGAGGAAAACUGGCUGCUAAGUAAGGGGAGGCCACAGCCAUCGGCCUGGCCCCUGCGUCAUUCUUACCUGUCCCCAGUGCUCUCUUCCUCAGCUGAAGUCCCUCGUUGAUGCUGCCCCCGGGGGCCUCCCCAGCCCUUGCUUCGGGGUGUGUGGUGCCCUUACCCCGGGCCAGAUGGCUGCUGGGCUGACAGCCUGGUGAAGCUUCUCUUCACCCCGUAAUCCACGGGGGGCAUCGAGCACUUAACCAUACCUUCCGGGGAAAGAAUUCCCUCGGCUCUUGUGGCAUUUCUCAAACUGCUGGUCCAGGCGGAACCAUCCCCAUGGGAAGAGAGAACCCUCUUCCUGUUCACUCUUUAUAAGAGAAAAGAGCCUGAACCAGACUGAAAAAUUAAAAACCCAGACGACACCAUGGAGACCAGACCCCAGUCUGAUGGGCAGAUCACCUUGGGGGCCCGAACGGCCCUCGGCUUGUUUCCCCACCAUUUUCCUUCAUUUGGACCAUCCCUUCCCACUCCGCCCUUUCCCAUCCUCCAGCCCGAAGUACUGUUUGGCCGUGGACUCUGAGGGUUUUAUUGGGUUGUAUUUUUAUUUUAUAUAUUUUGUAUUUUGUAGAGAGUGUGUUCGUGUGGGACCCUGCUGGGGGUGAGACAGUGGUGGGAUGGGAGGGGUCCUGUAUCUAACAUUCCUGAGUCUGGGAGGAAACAGCCUGGCCAGCCCGCACAGUCAUACAUUAUGGACUUCUGAGGGAGGGUCUUCCUUUUCCUCCCUCUCCGUUUAUUCCGGCCUCCUGCCUCAUUCCUCUCGAUGGUGGUCACAAGUCUGUCAGUGUUAACCUUGCAAAAGAUUGGUGUUUUAUGGGUUAUUUUUUUGUGACAUUAAUUUAUUAUUUUUUAUAUUUAUUGUUAGAAAUUAAUUAUUUCUACAUCAGAUUAAAGUUGCGAUUGGUUUCCAAA
Molecule: messenger RNA, 4372 nt
Organism: Antechinus flavipes (yellow-footed antechinus)
Lineage: Eukaryota; Metazoa; Chordata; Mammalia; Dasyuromorphia; Dasyuridae
Gene: EPHA2
Product: EPH receptor A2
Exons: 17
Coding region: 154-3237 (1027 amino acids)
Biological process (GO): protein phosphorylation; cell surface receptor protein tyrosine kinase signaling pathway; axon guidance
Cellular component (GO): neuron projection; plasma membrane
Molecular function (GO): transmembrane-ephrin receptor activity; protein binding; ATP binding
Source: RefSeq, a predicted model, not a curated record